UUGUUUCAUUUGUGUUCGUUUUGAAUUUUAGUGUAUUGUCAUAUCUCAACAAAAAUGUGGGGCUGUACGUCUUCUGCGAAAAUGUCUACGAAUUCGUUAGAAAACGAGAACGAUAAAAACGAGAGGCAGGAACCGGAUCAGAUGAUCGACACGAUAGAUUAUUCGAUGAAACACCCUCUGCAAAAUUGUUGGACCCUGUGGUACUUUGAGAACGAUCGUGCCAACACCUGGGAAAAGAACCAGAAGGAAAUCGCGUCGUUUGAAACGGUGGAGGACUUUUGGAGCCUUUACAACCACAUAAAGUUGGCUAGCGAGCUUAGGCAAGGUUGCGAUUAUUCGCUAUUUAAGAAGGGCAUCAGACCCAUGUGGGAGGAUGAUGCUAAUAAAAGGGGCGGCCGUUGGCUUAUUAAUUUGGAUAAGAAACAACGUGGAAAUGAUCUUGAUCGAUUUUGGCUAGAUGUUAUUCUUUGCCUAAUUGGGGAAGCGUUUGAAAAUUCUGAAGAUGUAUGCGGUGCUGUGGUGAAUAUAAGGGGAAAAGGUGAUAAAAUAGGAAUAUGGACUGCGGAUGCAAUGAGGGCUGCAGCUGUUAUAGAAAUUGGUAGGAAAUUAAAAGAUAGAUUGCGCAUCUCGCCGAAGGUGACGAUCGGCUACCAAGUCCAUAAAGACACCAUAGACAAGGCCGGUUCGGUCACCAAGAACUCGUAUACCGUAUAACGGUGGGUGGGCGUAGCCAGACCUUGUCGUUCUGUCGAGUAUAACAACCAAUAAUUAAUUAAAUAAUGAUAAUUUCUAUCGUCCCACCCCACACUAUACUUGCAAAAAAGAAAAAUUGCAAAAAAGCAAAACUCCUUAUUAAAACAUAUUUCCCUUUACUUCCUAACCCCCAAAAUUCGCCUCCAGCUUAAACCGAAAUGAUUGAUUAUUAAUAAUUUUCUUUGAGAUAUAUUGACAGAAUGACACUUGUUUGAGCCCGUUGUUUUGACUUUACUUUGCUCUGUACGAAUGUAUUGUAAUCUUUGUGGUUAACGUACCGCUGUACACUUAUUUAAAACUAAAAAAAUAAUACUUUUUCCCAUU
Messenger RNA from Onthophagus taurus, 1077 nucleotides. RefSeq names its product eukaryotic translation initiation factor 4E-1A. Gene Ontology annotation, molecular function: RNA 7-methylguanosine cap binding; translation initiation factor activity. The record is from RefSeq and is a predicted model, not a curated record. Gene Ontology annotation, cellular component: cytoplasm; eukaryotic translation initiation factor 4F complex. Gene Ontology annotation, biological process: translational initiation. Lineage: Eukaryota; Metazoa; Arthropoda; Insecta; Coleoptera; Scarabaeidae.